CGCAACCGAACCUGUAGCCGCGCAUCAGUCACCGAGUAUUUAUCCGAAGUUUUCAUUUUUGUCCGAAAAAAACCACUAUACACCAUGCAAUCUUCGGUAAGUAAUAAUAUUAAAAUCGUACAUUAUACGGCGUAUUAUUUUAGUCGAUUUAUACCGAAAAGUCCGACAUAAAUUUAGGAGUUAAAUCUGACGAAUUUAAUUAUUGAAAACGGAUUAUGUCUCCUUAGACUCUUUACCAUAGUAUAUGUAAUGAGAAAAACAAUUACAUUUUUUUAACGAAAAUCGUAAACAAAUUUCAUUGUACUUUUAAAAACUAUUUAAAUAUUAACUUUAAGUAUUUUGUCUCUUAUUUAAAAUUAAAGUAAUUAAAACUAAAAAAAAAAAAAAAAAUAAUAAACGUAUUCUAUUGAAUCAUAAUACAUUUUUAAAAUUGAAAUUCGCCAAACGAAAUUUGUACAGUUUUGUUUUUAGAUUUUUGGUUUAAAUCGGCAUAUUCGUCCGUAAAAACGGUCAUAUUCUUUCUCUUAUGUGGGUAUCGAUCGGUAAAUUAACAGAAAUUCUUUUUAAUACAGCGAUCGCUGAAAUGUAAAAAUAAAUUUUAAAUUUUAAAUGAUUGUUGAAAAUUUGAAAAACCAAUUCCAUUAAAUUUAUUUACAGUGCUGUCCUAAACAUAUACACUAAUAAUAAUUACGUACAAAAUCCUACAUUGUGUGCCUGAAAAAUGAGAAAAUUUGUAAAGUUUACUGUUUUAUAAUAUAUAAUACAGUAUAGAAUAUUGUAUUAUUGAAGGUAAUCAUAAAACGCAUUUUGAUGUAAACUAGCAAUUUUUUUUUGACCGACCAAUUAGAAUAAUAUACAAAAGCCGUAUAUAAGUAGAAUGCGUUAUAAUAUCUGUUCUAAUGAUGAUAUAGUUGCGAAUCCAAACUGCAGUGAUUGUUAUCUGGUGCUCUCCACUUUAGACAUAUAAUAUGUAACAUAUGUCCUGUCGUUCUCGUGAAUAUUUUCAAAUUUCUAUAGUAAAAUACAAUGGCUAUUAUCAUUUUUUCAUAUCGGAUUACAGUUCCGUGGUCUAGGGAAUUCGUGAGUACCGAACAGAGCGCGUUAUUGACCGACGACGAUGACGACGACGGUUGUGUUAGUGUUACUUAAAAUCGAGAGACAUCGUCGUUCGUCCGUGUAUCCGCUCGGGACACGCGCCCCGUGUCUGUUGUAUACAGCCAAACUUGCACCAGGUAUAGUUAUAAAACUGUCCGAAAAAAAAAAAAAUUACAUCCCCUUCCGGUCAACGAACAAUUAUUGUCACCGUAAUCCGUAUCGUUGCACGAAAAUGUCCGUCCGACGCGCGUGCCAUCAAUUUACCUUAUAUUAUACAGGGCGUUUCUGAAACGAAUGGUGAAGCACUAUAUACCUACCUAUUAUUUUAAAUGCGUACUGUCGGACCGGUGUCCGAAUCACAAUAUUUUUGGUAGUUUUUUCCUCGUUUUUACCUCCGAAAACUGGAUUUAAACAUUUUCCUACUCUUAGAAUAUUCUUGCAAGUUCAAAAAAAAAAAAAAAAAAUAUUCCGUGAUAUUUCUUGCAAGAAUUUCAUAUUACACAAAUCGAUACACCAUCUUUGAACAUUAUCGUUAGAUUUCGUCGUAAAAAUAACGCUUUAUGUCGCCAGAAUAAAAAUAAAAGCGAUGUGACGAAUUUAUUCGCAAGAUGAUUUUACAGAAAACAUCAUAAAUUGUUUGUCGUUGAAUUUAAUUUGCAAAUAAAGUGUAUUAUUUUCGUUACCUUGAUAAUUUUACUGCGUAUUUAUAUUAGAUAUCAAUACAAAAAUUCUACCACGUAAUUCCCAGAAAAAUGAUCUUACAAGCCGUUGUCACAUCACUGUUUUUAAAAAGUGUUUAUGAGCUUUACAACCGCGUGAAAAUAAAUGUGCAAAGAUUUUGUGAUAUAUCAAUUUGUUUGAGUUCUUUCCCGGAAAUACUACUGGAAUAUUUUAUCUUAAAACUCAAAAUAUUCUAAGAGUUAAAAAAAUAAAAAUCUUUAAAAUCCCAAUACUUUUCUCACUUCGCUUAGGUUCUGAAAUACAAAUUUCGGAGAUAGAAAACAAAUUUUAAAAAAUACCUUCAUUCGGAUACUCCACCUAUUUGCUAUAAUCUCAUCAUUAAUUUCUAAAACAUUCAACAACAUUGUAUAAUAAUAUAUUUGUUUCAGUAAAAACCCAAAAUAAACUUGAACUAUUGAAUUUACUAUAUUCUGAGUAGUUUUUACUGAAGGACAUAGGCACUGUUAUGAACUGUAUUUUUUCAUUCUACAGUCAACAAUAUUCAAACGUACAUUAUUAUAAUACAUAAUUAAUCAUCUAAAAUCAAAACAGAUUUUCUUAAAUGUAUUCUAGUCGUUUAUAAAAUAUGUAUUACUUUUGCGUGCACGUAUUCAGGACCAAUUUUCUGGGGGAGGGGGAGGUUAAAAUAUUUUUAAUUCACGAACUUGUAAUUAGUCUUUGUUAUCUUAUAAAUAUAUACCUACUUUGGAAAUUUCGUUAGAGUGGGGUGUUGAACUCCUAAUCCCCUAACCGUUCCCGACCCGCGGUAUACGGACUUGUACUGUUGUAUUGAAGGUUUUAUUGGGAACAGAGCCAGGGAGACAACGCAAUCUUAUUGAAAAUAAGAAAAAAUACGUCGUGAUUUAAUUAUAAAAUAUUGUUUGUUUAUGUUUUUGUCAAAUUAUAGACACUAUUAUGAAAUGGAAAUAAAUUAAAUAUAUAUUGUUGAUUUUUGUACGGGAGGGGGGAUCAUAUGGAGUGUAAUACACCCGGUCCAUAGAUAAAAGACUGCAACCGUGUAGCAUGCGCAACAGGCGAAUAAAGUGUUAAUAUUAUUUAUAGUCAUACACUGUAUAUUGUACAAUAUAGCUGUUCUAUCACACAGAACCGGCUUGGAAAAUAUCGAUGUUCUGUGCAGUCAUUUUCGCGGGGCCUUAAUAAACUUUUUUUUUUUUUGCUUUUUCGCCUUCUAAAACCAAGUGUAGGUAAAUUUGUAUAGUAUAAUUCUUCUUAGUUCCUUCAUAUUUUAGUUUGCGUUUUCCUAAUAAUAAUCGAGUGAAAUAACCAUCUAACAGCGCAAGUGCACAGCUUGCACAGCCCCCAAACCGGCCCUGUUUCCGUGCCGUGUCAUAUUUUAAGCAGUCUCGCAGUUUUACUGACGCGCGACGUAAUAAAUUUUCGCUCAGCAGGGACAACUCUGUGCUGUUUUGAUAUUGGAGUGGUUCGGCCUAUUAGAAAACUUAAAGACAAGAACAUUAUCCGUGUUAUGUCGCCGUUUCAACGUUUCGGUUUUUAAACGAGACACGGGCGUGUAAAAUAUCACGACUUAAAAAACGCUUUUAUUUCGCUUAAAAAUUUAAACCCAACCGGCGACACGACAUAGACAAUGUUGUUAUCUGUAAUCGUGAAAAUAAGUAGAUUUUCCGUGAUAUUAAUAAAGUUAACAGCACAGAGUCGGUUCUACUAGAACGGACAUUUGCUAUACCGUGGUAUCGUAAGACAGAGACAGCGCAUCUGGGCAUACGUCCUUUUAAUGCGUACACAUAUUUUACACACACAUACACGCAUAGACGCACCGCGCACAUAAAAUAGUACGAUUAGCUCAGACGCUCGGCGGCUGGCCGGUAAUCAUUCUAAACUUUGGGAGCAAUGUGUUAACGGAGUGUAGGCGUUCGGUGUGGUUUGACUAAUAUGCUUUUAUUUUAGUUAUUUACAUUUGUAUGCGAUUUUUACUAGAAACACAACGCAAGUCGGUAUAGAGUCCAACGAUUGUUAUUUGUUAUCGUAUCGUAUGCAUUUGCGUACAUUUUUUUUUUCAAAUUUACUUGUAUAGCGAUCAUUUUUAUUUCACGCGUAUUUCUAAAUAUUCAAGUUUUUGUAACUCAAUGUCAGCUGUGUGUGUCUCAGUUUUAUGUAAGAUAUAGAUGUAUAUAUGGUAGUGAAAAGUAAUGUAAAAUCGUAACAUAAUAGUUUCUGUUAGUUACGAGAUAUAGUGAAGCAGUUUUUCGGCAGCUUUUAAAAGAAAAAUGGUAUUGGUGACUGGGGGUUCAUGCAAAUAUAUCUGGACGGGUACUAAGUGAUUGCUUCCAAAAAAAUAUUAUACUGAAACUGUUGUUAUAUUUCCAUAUCGAAAUCUAAAUUCGGAUCUUAUUUCAAAAAAAAAAAAAAAAGUAGCCGUCAAAAUUUGAGUGCUUUAAUUUUUAAAUUAUAUAAAAUGCAGAUAACAGAUAGUGUCUCGCGAAUAUUUUAUAUCAUUUCUGAUUGAUGGCGUAUUUUAGUCGUAGUAGAGUUUAAAUAUUACUCCCGCCACGUUUAAACGGUAUUUACUUUUUUUUUUUUUUUUUUACGGUAUUAAAAAAGAAAAAUGAAAAAAAAACGCGAGUGCGGAAACUUCCAGAAAGUGCCCUUUUAAAAGGCAUACGCUUCAUUAUUGUAGGCGCUUUUACACACAAUUUUACUCGAAACCGAAGUUAUAACCUUUCAUUUAAAAUGUUCAAGAACAAUAAUGAUUAUGUACAUGCGCGUAAUGAUAUCAUACGGGUUCGUUUAGCCUUUGAUAUUAUUAUUAGCAAACAAAUAUAUAUAUUAUAAACUGGCAAAACACUGUAAGACACGUGAAAGUUUACGAAAACGCGUUUAAUAACAGCGUGCCUAGUCAUCUUCCGCGAUUACAUACGUAAUGUAGUUUACUGGCAAAAAGUCGAAUGCAAAGUGCAUAUUAUAUUGACAGGGAAAAAAAAAAAUUAAUUUUCCUCUUGAGUUCUUCUAGAAGUUCCAUACAUGUCGUAAAUUAGUUAUACGUUAUAAUAUAAUUAUUCGCGUCCGGAAUAACGACACGUUGCAAAAUGAUAUCGGAUGUUUUUAACGCGUACAGAUAUUAUUUAAAAUGUUUGCAAUUAUUUCAAUACAAACAAAAAUCGGUCACAAUAUUUGCGUUUAUGUAUAUUUAAAGAAUUAAACUCGAACCGAAGUGAAAACGAAACACAAUGGAUGGACAUACUUCGCAUUACUGAUGUGACACUACAGUUCGCAGGUGGCAAGUUGGGAAGGUAGGAUAUAUUAUGGGGUUAUAUCAUUGAUGUUUGUACGCGACAACAGAUUAUAGCUGACCAAAAGCGGUUUUAAAUGUUUGGCUAUACGUGUUUAUUAAAACUUAAAAUGAAAAUUGAAAUAAUUAGUACUUACAUGUUCACAAAUAGAAAAUAAAUUAAUGUUGUCCAAAAUGUUUACCGACAUUUUCGGAGUUAUAAAAGUUAGCCAUAAAAACUGGAUAAUAGUUUGCGAAAUUUUCGAUUUCAUUCACAUUUAUAACUUUAAACUCUUAUAAAAGAAAAAACAAAAUGAAGGCUACAGAUUUUUGAUAUAUUUAUAUUUCCAUAACAACAAUUUAUCCUGAACCUUGUAAUGUUCGUUGGUAAUGUAAAAAUCGAAUGUUUGUGCAUUUAUAUAAAACCCACAGUAUACUAUUCACAUAAGACCAAACGAAAGCUAAAAAAACUAGCUAUAUAAUCUAAAAAUAACUCAAAAAACGUCAGAAUUUUAUUCUGAAUUGUACAACGGCUAGAAAGAGCUCAUAUCAGUAUUCGGUAAAAAAUGUCAGGUUACAACGAUUAUUUUUAAUCAAAUCGCAACACAAAAAAUAAAAUCGAAAAUAACCGUAUUUGACGGUUUUCCAAUUAUUAAUUUAUGUAUUAUGAAUACAAAAAUAGAAAAUUUAAAAAUAACACUAAUAAACAAAAUUGUCCAAAAGAAACCACCUUUAAAGUGGAUAUACAGAGUGAUCAAUUUAUUGUUAUUUAUCAUCUCAGAAGUAUUAACUUUUUUCGGAAUUUAAUUUAUAGAACAUUUAUGAAACAAGCAGUACUACAAUUUUACUUUGGUGUUAGUUUAUGUCACCCUUAUUUUCGAGGGUAAACAACUAUCUAAUUUUGAUUUUCAAAUAGUGAUCUAUAUUAAUAAUUCCAUAAAUAGAUAGAAUCAUAGUUAAACGAGAUUUUGGUGUUGACGUUUUUGAUUUCAGUCAAUCCGUUGAUGAGAUAUUCCAGUUUUAAGUUAAAGUUGUGGGAGAGCAUCAGUUGUGUGACGGCACGGUGAGCGGCGUUUUAAUAAUACACUAAAUACUCUUCCCCGAGAUUACCUUAAAAGUGUAAUGUCUUGUCAACGGUUUUAUCGAAAUGUAAAAUUGUUGAGCUGUUUGUUACUUAAAUAUUCUUUAUAACAAAUUCCCAAAAAAGUAAAUACUUUCCGAGAUAAUGAGUGUUUUACGAUUGAUUGAUCACUUUGUAUAUUCUACCUUCCCAACUUCCCACCAAAAACGGCGGAACAUUAUUUACCCUCAGCUUUAGGUUUUUUUUUUCAUUCUCGAAUAUUUACAUAAUUUUAAUUUUUUUAAUAAAUCGAGAUUUUUAUUAUAUUUAAAUUUAUAAUUUUAUUUGGAUUUAAACAAAUAAAUGCGUGCGAUAGGUUACGCGAUAUAUCACACAUAUACAAACGGACAGAAACUUCAAAACUUCCUUUUAUUAAUAUUAAAUAUAUUAAAUAUAUUAUGUUGGAAAACUUCGAUUAAAUAUUAUCUAAUGGAAAUAUUUAUGUCGAUAUUGAAGGAAAAAAUUGUACCUACUACUUUCUAAUAUACUUUUUUUUUUUUUUUUUUGACGUGUGCAAUUUUAUAUUAAAAUGACUCCAGCAGGUCAAAAUCAAUUUCUGAGGUGUAUUAUAACGACAAUCGUGGUUCGAAAUCGAAAAAUGCGUGUGACGUUCAAAUAUCGAAUGGAUUUGUCAACGCGUAUUUUUUUAUUGUUGUUGGUCGAUUACUUGGUCCCUAACCGCGUGGAUUAGUCACGUGGACGUGUAAAUAAAGCCACUCAAGUCGAUGGUAUAAAAUUAAAAAUUAAAAGUUCCCGAACCGCGUAGCGCUCGUUCUCGCUUUCAAAGUAAAUAUAUAAUACUGUUAGGGAAAAAAAGAGACUAUUUCAUUCAGAAAUCGCGGAGAGACUUUAAAACUUUGACAAAAGAAAACGGAAGACGAAUUAUUAUUUCUCGUGGAUGCUCGUGGACUUGCAGAUGCUGCUCAAAUAUCUGAUAUUUGAAUUUAUUUUUAUUUCACGUUGACAAUGUUGUUUUGGAACUAACGAGUCAAUAAAAAUAAAAAAAUAAAAAAACCAAGACUGUUGCACAUACAGGGUGAUAUUUAAAAACCGUGUUUAUUGAUUUGAAUGAUUUAAUGAUGGAUUUGUAUCGAAUUCUAUUUUUAUAGUAUUUCCAGUUUACUGAGAUACAUAUCAUUAUUUCAGCGUUACCUUAUAUAGUAGUAUCAAUGUUUUACUUUUGAAUGAGGUCAUUACAUUAUUCCUAUGCUUUUUACUAACUGUGCAGUUAUAUUUUUAUUUUUUGAAAUGUUUAGUAUAUUGAAGCUUGAAAAAAAAAAAACUUUAGGAAACACCUGCAAACAUCAACUUACCGAUGAAAUGUUUUCAUUGUGCAAUUUUUAAGUCACCUAUUAUAUUCAAUUUCCGAUGUGUGUUAAAAUGUAUAGACACAUAAAUGCGACUUUUCUUCGGAGACUUAAAUCUUAACUUAUAAAGAUAAAAAAAAAGAGCUGAUACUGGGUAUGGAAGCGGCCACUGUUGUAGGUUAGAAGUUGAGAAGAUAGGAUACAUAAGAAUAUUACAUUUAUAUCUGUAAUAAAUGAUAAACCAUUGCUUGACGAAAGAAAAUUCUGAGCUCAGUUCGGUAAUACAUAAUUUUGAAGUGCCGUAUUUUUUUUGCGAAUUCGUUUAAAUUAAUUUAAUCUCAAAACGCUUAUUAAAAAAAAAGUCGUUCGAUGUUUUUGAAAAUUUUACUACAUCUGGGUAAGUCCAAUAUAUAAGUGUUAUAUAUUACCAAGUUUCAAGUCUCUACCUAUAUUUAUAAUUGAAUUACAUCAAAAUAACUCCUAAAUUUAAAAUUCCUCAAAAGCUCAAAAGUGGCUCAAAAGUUUUGUCAAUGAUACCGGAAGAAAGUAAAUCAAAAAAGUAACAAAAAAGAUAUCUUGUGAUUUUUCCAUUAAAUUUAUUAAAUAUUAAUUUUUCAUUUUUACUGGUAGAAAACGUCGUCCGUGUUUUUGUAAAAUAAAGAAAUUGUGAAAUUGUACGUUUUCUUACGUUUUUUUCCCACUUAAGUGCUUUUAUUUAAAAAAUGCCGUCAAAAAUCAAAAAAUGACUCAGAGUACCAUUUAGACACCUUGAGCUUUCAGAAAAGUUACUUAACAUAUAAAUCGGAGCAAGUUUACUAGGAAAAAGCGUGUCCACACACUAGUACAAAGAACAAAGAAGAAAUAAACAGCAUUGUUAAACCAAUAGCUUCUUCAUUACGUUCGGUAUCUAAAAUUAUAAUAAUAGCACGUCAAAAUAAUAAAAAGAAAGGCAAACAAUUAUUACUUUCUUACAUGUUUGUUUCAAAUAUUAUCACAGUUAAAUUACAGCUAUUAUAAAUCUGAAAUUAUUAUCGUCCCCGGAAGAAUAAAAUACAGGAUAUUUCUGCAGCUGUUUUUAUUCUUUUGCAGGGUUACAGGACACAGUGAAUCGGUUAAGAUAAAGGUUAUAAAUAAAGGACGGGCCUUUUGGAAUACAGGACGUCCGAGCUCGAUAUAUUAUUGGUGUCGUUAGUAAAAAGGCUAAAUACCUAUUCGUCGGCAUUUGCGCAUUUUAAACGAAUUAAUGUCCGGCCGAAAUCGUCGGGAAACGUACGGUUAAAACACGGAUACGGCGGCGGGUGGACGGAAAAUUAAUCACGUGUCCUGAUCUCUGCGCCGUACGUGACUGGACGGAUCACAAACUUUUGACAAUAAUAAUUUUCAUCAACCGUUGUAAAUUUAUUAUAUUUUCAGUCGACCGCACGGCCAAAGUGAACCGCAACAAUGUAAGUAUAACAAGUUGUUUGCCAAAUACCGCGCCGCGAAUCGGUGACAAUAUAAUGAUGGCAUAAAACCAGCGUUAUCAUAAUCAUUCAAUACACCGACUGUAAUUAUCUGUUAAACAAUAUCGGCUAUUAUAUAUACACACCAAUACGUUUUUGAUAACAAUGCUACGAGUACGGUCAAAAAUUAAUUUAACCGACACGGACAGCACGUGUUCGCCACUCACCUACCCGUCCGUUCAAUAACGCGGUUUUUAACAAAAUUUUAAAUACAACACAUAUAUUCCUACGCGGCAACAACGAGAAAUACGAAAAGUUUUUAUUUGAAGUCCAUUCAAAACUAUCAGUAUCCCCUAGCCCUUUCCGAAAAUCCCGUUUCAUUCCGAGGUCACCGGACGGACAUGUUUCGUGUUACAUUUAAAAGAAAACACACCGCGCGUAUGUAAUGUAUAUAUUUAUAUGUCUACUUUCUACGGGCCAUGCAGGCUGUUCGCCGCUUCGACCGAAUCCUUUAAUCUCGGUUAUCGUUAAUUCCCUAUCAUUUCCUAUUUCCUAGUCUUUCCAACUCGAUCUAGCCAACGUACACCGUGGCCUUCCACGCGAACGUGUUUUAUUUGGGUCGCUAACCGUGCAGGUUGUUUUAUUAAAUUUCCCUUGGCUCGUCAGAUAUGCCCCGCCCGUGCUAAUCUCCCGAGCACAACACGUUUUCGAAUAUUUCCUUUCAUAUUGUCCUGUUUUCGUGUCGUUUAUAUGCAAUUAUAAUGUAAGCAAAUUUUCAUUCUGUACAAUUUAUUUAUCACGUGGUACACACAUUAAAUUUCAAUGGUCGGCCGUACGACUGAACAAUAAAAUAUAACGAUUCGUUUUAAUGAACGUAUGCAUCUUUUAUUUACUUAUGAAAUUCUCGAAAAAAAGUUACCUAAUUCAAAAUCCCUAAUGUACGAGUAGGUACUUAUUAAUUAUUUUACAACCAUAUUACUGCCACCACUAUUAUAACCGGGUACUCAUACUUUUUGCUGAUUAUGACCGUAAUUAAAGCAAAUUAAUAUAUUCACUACGACUUGUGCGCGUGUGUGUGCAUAAAUAUAUAUAUAUAUUUGAGUAGUUUUACAUGUGACUAAAUUCAAGUACCGAUGUAAUUUAUCGAUAUCAAUUAAUAUAGAGGUACUCGUGGUUAUACGUAAAUAAAACAUACUCAGUACACACACACACACACGCGCAUUUUAUUAUAAUAAAUGUGUAUAUAUUAUAUUGUAUUAUGUGUUAUUCCCAAAAUCGUUUUGAAAUUGAAUUAUUAAAAUCGGUUAACGAUAAUAUUAUGGUUUGAUUCCAAAAAAAUGUUUAUAAACAAAUUCACCAAAAAAAAUAAUAGUGGGGGUACGGUAUUUUUAAAUAAAUAUACCCGGCAGUUACAAUUGUAUUUUAGAUUCUGAUCGGAUCGUGUGUUUACUACGACCGGGUUUAGCGUAUGCAUGCUUUUUCGAAAUUAGUUUUGUCUUUUUUCGCUUGGUAAGUUAAAUCGUUCCGGUAUUUCACGUUGCGAUAUUCACUAUAUUCACGGCAAAUAGGAAAUUCAACGGCAAUUCAAAAGAUAAUUUUUUGCAUUCCCUAGUGAAAUACAAAAAAAAAACUUUUCUCUUGACUGCGAAGCAACACAAAAACGUACGCGUUUAAAUAAUAACAAUUGUUAACGUCACUCAGAACUGUGUUUCGAGUACGAUAAGUUUCGCGUUAAAAUUAAAAAUAUACCUACCUACCUAAUACCUACUGUUAUAUAACAAUAAUGAUUCUCUGUGUCAAGACACGAACGAAGUGAUGAAAAGAGUGCCAAACAAUGAAAUAACUUCCCAUUUAUUUCUUCUUCAAAUAUUAUGACGCAUGAAUAGUGAAGUCCAAAAAGUGUCAAUAACUACAUUAUUUUUCGUUCUUUUAAAAAAUGUAUCGUCAAAAACUUUCCGACUUUGCGUGUAUGUGUAGGUAUAGUGACGGUUCAACAAAUAGGGUCUCGAAGGUCAUUUUCUGUGAAAGGACACACAUACUGACGCGCACACAAACACAUGUACACAAAAUGGAAAAAAAAGCCAACUCAGGUAAAUCCUCUUAUAUAGAAUGUUUAGCAGCAAUAUAUUAUGCGAAAUAAAAUAUUUAAGGGGAAAAAAAUGAAAUGAAUAAACGUAUACGCGGCUCCAACAGAAAGCUGUCGACGCAAAUGACCGGCAUUUAUUAAAACACAGAAAGACGAGACCGAGAGAGAAUGAAAACGCUUGACGAAUAAAUUACCUCACGAAUCCAAUGAAUGUUGUGGAUGAGAAAAAAACGAAUAAUAAUAUUUUAUACUCAUUGAAACGAUUAUCGUAAACUCGCCCGCGUUAAGUCCAAUUAUUAUUAUCGAGGACGAUUGGAACAAGCGCUUCGCUACGCUAUGUGUUGUUAUCGGUUCGAAAUUAUCCGAAGAAUUACCAAAAUCUACUCUUAAAAACCACUAGUACAUUUCCGGGCGUUUUUAACAUUAUCACUGCGCUCUCCGUACACUAUACUGAUCAUGGCUGGGUCACUGAUAUUUUUCGGUUACAAAUCGAUACGAUUUUUGAUUCGAGUUUAUCGAAACUCGCUGAACCUUUACGUUAUUGGUUCCAUAUAAUGGGUCGUAAUACUUAUUGGCCGCGGACACUAAUCCAUUUUAAACAAUGCUCUCGCACGCUACUGCACCGGCUCACCAGCAGCAGAAUGGUUUUUUCGGUUAUUUUAUUUUUGUCCACGACGAAAUUCUUUUGUGAAAAUCGGACCGGCUGACCGCGGUUAUCGCACCGCGGCGAACGGGUAACGUCGACGGGAGUGGUAUUCCGGGUCGACCGCCUCUACCGCGACGUGACGACGGGCUAUCAAUUCGCUCUCAGCGCCGCGGAAAACCAUGUGGUAGCCGAUCCCGUCGGAUUAAUGGCGCCCCAGAGUUUAUUUAAAAUUGUACGUCAUCGGCUACUGGACGGUGGUUAGGAAGUUUUCCCGCUCACAACAGUUUGUACAGUGAUCGCCCGUAACGUAAGACACCAUCAUUAUCUCGGAAAGCGUUAACAGUUUUCGCGUUUCGUUUUAUAGAAACCUUAGUAGAAACAAGUAGCUCUAAAAUGUCAAAUUACCGUUAUUUUCGUUACUCUUAUUUUUCGAGCGUGAAACCACUGUACCGACUUUUGAUUUUUGAAUAGAAAAUUAUACUAAAUUCCGAAAAUAGAUAAAGAUUUAGUGUAAAUGUACAUUUUGCCGUUGACGUUUUUAAUUUCCGUUAAUCUUAGGAAAAUAUAUUCUAUAUUUAUGCGUGUCGUUUUGCGGCGUGACGUUUGAAUAGUGCUCCACUGCCCUUUUACCCAAAAAACAUUAAACUUAAAAGUGAAAUACCUCUUAAAAAUAGGUUGAUGAAAUUUAAAAAAUGUCAAAAACGAAAUUUAUUUAAACCAUAACUUUAUUUAUUUAUGGAAUUUUUGAUACAGGUUGCUACUUGAGAAACAAUAAUUGUGUAGUGGUUUCACCCUUAAAAAUUCUGGUGACAAAAAACAUGUUAAGUACAAUUUUAGUGCUGCUCAUUUCUCACAUUUUGUAAAAAUCAAAGUCCCAUAAAAAUUAAAAUUUUCCGAGGUAAUGCGUGUGUCUUACGAUAAGUUGAUCACUCCGUAUGUAUGAGCACGCUCUACUAAAACAAAAUGGAAAUUAAAAUGGACGUUUUUCGUGUAGGUGAUUUUAAAAAAAAAAUUAAAAUUUAUCAAUUCCGAUAUUUUCGAAUUUGAAAAUUUUAAAAAAUAUAACUUUUAUCAUUUAUACAUUUAUUUUUUGAUUAUUUAGAUUUGAGUGUUUACAUAAUUUUUCUUUUGUUUUUCCUCGGAAAACGCUUGUUUUAAAAAUAAUUCUUCGAAUUGAACAUAUCGUAUCCGCAUCGCUUAAGAUGCGGAUUUAUUUCUCGAUGAUGGUACUCUAUGUUUGAAACAAUUUUCGUAUGGAUUUUCAAAAGUUUUUCGUAAAAGUCACAAAUACUGACAACAAAUGACGAUGAUACAUAUCGGUUUCAGAUUUAUUGAUUUCUGGGUGGUCUACUAGGGGAAAAACACCGCUUAGACCAUGGCCUUAUCAUUUUACCGUGGUCUGCUCAGGAUCGUUUUUCGAUUGAAACGUUUUAACGUUGAUUUCAGUAUAUAAACUAAAAUUAAUCUAACGUCCCUUGUUAAUCAACCUGUAACCUUUCCGAGUAUCCAACAAUAACGUAUAGGCCUGGCCAUUUUUUUUUUACGCAGUACAUACGGCUUUUUAAAAUUCACUUUUCGAUUAAGUAAUACAUUUUAAACGUUGUAAUAAUUUGUUGAAAUGAUAAUUUACACGUAAGGUCUAUAAUUAUUAAACUAAUUUUGAUUUGUUUUCACGAUAUUGGGUGUCUAAUAACAUUUCUACAUAAAUUAUUUGGUAACACUCCUAAUAUUUAUACGAAUAUAUUAUGUAUGUUAUUUAAAACUGAAGUUGGAGUAAUAUAUUAUUAUCUCACAUUUUAUAAGUACAAAAGUAGAAAGCCGUACGAUAAUCUCAUUGUCGGUAAAAGUUUUUGAUUGUACGGAUGAUUUAGUUUUCCCGUCGAUAUAACUUUUUACUAUUUCACGCAUCGGACGUUAAAUUUUAGAUGACGGUAAUAAUUUUCGUUCGGGUUUUUUUCUAACCAAUUGCAAAUGAAGUAAUCGACGUCAUAAUGAUAUAAUAAACGAUCAUAAUCGACUCAUGUAUGAGUCAAAUCGUAGCUGGGCAAAUAAUGUUUUGAAUAUCCUUGUAGUUUCUUAAUAACUAUAGGAAGGAAAAAAAUAAAAAAAAAAUAGGAACAUAAUUUACGAGUUUUUAUUAAGUUUCAUGUGAACAAUAUCGUUUUAGGCCGGCACUGAUGAUCGAAAAUUUAACAUGAAAUUCACCAAGUUGAACUUAAAGUUUUUAAAAGCGUUUGAUGUUCAAAUUUCCUCAAAAAUUGAGAAAAAAUACUGCGCUUUAAAAAAAUGAAUAUUCAUUUUUUGUGGAAAUAAAAUCUCGUUCACGUAAUUUGUUUUUCGGGGUGAAAUAAUUAUAAAAAAAAAAAAAAUAAUAAUAAUACUUCAAUAAAUGUUAAAAUGUGAAUUCGGUUAAUUGUAUGAUGUGUAUAUAGUUAUUAUUAAUAUACGUAUAGUAUAAUCUGCAUGAAAUAAAAAUAAAUCGACUACGCGUAUGUAUUGUUAUUAUUAUUAUUACGCCACGCCGUAUUGUAUCCUUUUAAUCGAAUAAUGUUUUUUUUUUUUAAAUUUAUAGUUGUGAUAAAAUACUAAAAUUAAAAAAAACAAAAAUAAAAUCGUAAUAAUAAUAAUGUGUAUAUACGCACGUCUCGAAAAUCGCGAACGUCACGUUGAUGUUCAUUAGCUAUAAUAUAUCUGAGGCGAAAGGAGCCGAGCGCAUGGAUAUUUUGAAUGGAGAAAAAACGACGGACUGGGACGCGAAGGUUAUAUUUUAUUAAUGCCGAGGGACAAGCCCGAAAUGCACGUGUGUCCGCGUAGCAAAGUUGAAUAUAUUUACACGCGAAAUGAGCAGUCCGAGUUGGCGGCGGUGCGCAUAACACGGCGGGGAAAUAUUCGCGCGAGUAGUAAUUAUUUCGUGUAGGGGAUAAGGAAAAGUGGGCGAGACGGAGAUCGAUUUCAGAACGGUGAAGGAGAAUAAAUUUCGCCGAAAAUGGGAUCGUGGUUUUCGAAACGGUGCCGUGCGUCUAUAAAAAAGUGGUUUUUUUUUUUUCGAGUGGUGCAAAAAAGUAAUUAUAAAAUUAAACGUUCGCCGACGCUCAUUCAACCGAAUAUAUUUUAUUGAUGGUCGCGAAAUUACGAUUUUUCAGCCCGGCGAUAUCCACUUCGACAACAAUAUUGCUGAUAUUAUGGAUACGCGCGAUAAUAUAUUUUGACGUUGGAUUCCGUGCGUUUUACGUGAUGUUUUAACGCGCUAAAUUACCCGUAUUUUGUUUUUUCUGUAAAAUUUGAUGUAGAUGCUUGUUAUAAUAAUGUAAUUAUUGUAAUUAAUUUUUGGAGACACGAGGUGCCGUCGACGACGGUAUUGAGUUAAAAUCGUAAAUCGUCCCGCAUAAACGUUUUGACAACAUGUGUGAGAAAAACACGAAUCGAAUAAGAACGUAAUGGGAACGGGAUUUGGAAUCCCGGAAAAUAACAAUUUCGAGUAGUCCGAUGAUUACUUUUUUUUCCCACACAAUAGGGAAAUAUAUUUAUUUUUUUUUGAAAAAAUUGUACAGGCUGUAUAUUGUAUACCUAAAUAAUAUUGUUGACUUUAUUAUAAUAAACAGAAAAAAAAAAUAUAUUAUUAAAAAUUGAAAAGACCGCAUUGGAACAACGGUUAUAUGAAUGCGAUUUUUUUUUUUUUUUUUUUUUAUAGUCUCAUUUAUAUAUUUUUUUUUUUUUUUAAUUAAAAACGAAUAUUUUGAAAAUGCUAUAUAGCUUUGCGGAAACGCAGAAGGUUCAAUAUUUCGCCCUUAAACAUAAUAAUAAUAAUAAUAAAAAAAAAAAACUAGCGGUUCAUGCGAAUAAAUUAUUUACAACAACAUCAUAAUCGAGAAGACCCCCCCCCAAAUGCGAGGGGUUUCGAAUAAUAAAAUAUUUAAUAGUUUUAUUACUAUUGGAUAUCCGGCGCGACGCAGCUGAAUAUUACGUUGUAUUAUAAUUUAUAGGCCAGAACAUAAACACGCGAGGUAGAAAUAAAUUUUGAAACUAUAAUAUUGAAUACCUACACACUUUUAAGAGGAUGUCACACCGCUCGUAAUAUUACCGUAAAAAACCGUUUCGGGCGGGAUAACUUUUCUCGCGCUAUAUUUAUAACCGUAGAAAAAUUGCACAACACAUAAAUAUAAAGAACUUUAGCCGUUCCAUACUGUUUACCUAAAUGUACGACGAAAGUUAAUCGUUUUUAAACUUUCGGUUUUUUUUUAUAGUGUGUGGGGGAGUCAUUUAAUCAAAUAAAAAAUACUGUUCACAAGUAUAAAAUAGAUAGACGAUCUAGAAUAUCUACCCGCAGGCCGUCACGCGAAGACGUGACAUCGGGAAUAUCUUUUGUUCUGUUAAAUACGUUUAAGUUUUUUUCUCGUGAUUAUUAUUAGAAACUUGCACUGUGAUUCCUCUGUUUUACAUUAUUUUUUAGUCUAGAAAUAAAUAAGACGUCCUAGAAUAAUGGAGAAUGGUGUAGUCUUUGUUAUAGGUAAUUUAAUUUACAUCUGAAAGCAACGAUAAAGCAUUGCUAACGAAAAUACGAUUUUGAACAUAGUUCAGUUGAUAGUGAUGCUUUGCCAACAAUAUACAUGUCAUAUUAUGACAAAAUCAUAAGAUAGGCAUUAUAUAUUUUCUUUAAUAAUAUUUGUUUAAUGUUGUACUCAUUUUUACGGUUUUUCCCGUUUGCUGGGAAAACUCUUGAUGAAAUCAAAAAAUGAGCUUCCUAUAGUACCUUCAGUCAGAUUUUCUUUCAGAUAAAGAACCUCCUGUUAAAUUUACUAUCCAUGCUGUUCAAUUCUUACAAUUUUACCACACAGUAUCUUUUGAAUAAAUAUUACGUACAAAACUCGCCAGAUUAAAAUGUCUAUAAUAAUAGCUAAAAAGUGGCUUAAAUUUUUUUAAAUUUCACCACGUUUAGAAAAGGCAAACAUAAAUUUUCUGUCUAAAUUUAAAGUCUCUACGAAUAUUUUUAAUUGAAUUACAACAAACAUUGAAAAAUAAUAAAAGCAUUAUUUUCAUAAAUUUCCCGUGUUUCUUAGGUUUUCUCCUAAUUUUUCCCAGAUAUUUUGAAAACCGCUUGAAAAAUCAAAAAAAUGACCUCUCAAAAGUACCAUCUGGACAACACACCUUUUCAGAAAUGGUGCCGCCCGUAUAUAUCUGAGGUAGAAUUUUUGUAUACAGUACAAAAAAAAUAAUAAAGACCUUAGUAAAACUAAUACAUUCCUGGCUAUACUCAGAAUCUAAAAUUUUUGUUUUAAAAUAAAUCGUUUUUACAAAAUCCAAAAUAGCUAUUUAAUAAGUGUAGUUUUUGAAACAAAUCCUAUAUUUGUGUAUAAUAUGAAAUAGAGAAAUCAUAGGGCUCUAGAAAUUUUUUACAAGGAAAAAAAUUAAUAUUAAACAGAACAAGUUAUUUCAGGUACCUCUUCUUUGCGUAUACUCCGUAUGUUUUGAAAUUUCAUUAGCUCUUCUGUGGUAUUGAAUAUAACAAAUGGGGAAGAACCUAACUUUAUUUAGAACUUUUUAAUAUCAAUAAUAACGUGCUGGCAGACCACAGUUUUAAUAACUCAAUUUGAUAUAUGUUAAGUUACAGUAUUAGGUCCGUUGCCAUGAGUGGAGAUAAGGGCACAAUGCCGCCUCCCCUCCUAUACCUAUUAUUUGUCCCACCCUUAACAUUUUUAUCGGAAGACGUCCAUUUUCGAAUUAAUCGUUACAUUAGAAAAGAGAAUAUAAUAGUAUAGAAUCAUAAUACCGUUUGUUUUUCUAAUGCCUCCCUUAUAAAUUGGUUUGCUCCUACCUUCUGAAGAACUGAUCUGGCUACGGGCCUGUACAAUAUGCUUAUUUGUUUUAAAAAUACAACAUGAAUUAUCGUUUAAUUUCGUAUUGUGCUUGAAAUUCGGAGAUAGGUAGAUAGCUAGGUAGAAAAUUUGUUCACAAACACUCAGAUACAUUCACACACACACACACACAAAGAACAUUUCAUUGUAAAACCAAUAAAUUCCCCAUCACUGCACUCAGAAUCUAAAAAUAUAUAAUCGGUUACUAAAACAUAACGUAUACAAUUGUUGUUAUUACAUUGUUAUUACAUCAUAUGUUAAACAGUCUCGUAUACAAUGUAAAAAUUUUACGCGUGAAAAAAAGUUUUGACGCAUACGCGUCUCCGUGUUUCCGAGCACUUUAAUUUUUUCGCGUGAUUUCCGUCUCCCAUCAUAAAAAACUUUCUCCGCACCACACACACAAAAAAAAAAAAACCGUUUUACCGGGCUAAGAUCAUUAUUAUAUUAUUAUUAUUAUGGAUGUACAGUAUCAUAUGAUUUUUAUACAUGAACAACAUAUAUUCAUAUUUUUGUUUUUGUAAAUGACGUGGUAAAUAAAAAAAAAAAUACACAAACAAAAGGAAGGGUAAGAAUUUAUUAUUAUUAAUAUUUUUAUAGGCAACACCGCAGUCCCAAAACGGUCCUCGCCAAAACUCUUGCAUAACACGUGAAUCGCUCGGAUCGACAAUCCAUAACGACAACUCGAUAAAAACGUUUCCUUCGAUGAAAACAUUGACAUUUUUGCGCUCAAUGUUUUGUUCUGCCACUAAGAGUACGAGUUACGGAGCACAAAAAUUAGUAUCGAUCGAAAAUUUUACGAUAUCCGGUCAAAAUCUUUAUUGAUUUUUAGAUUUUGAGGGUAUUUUUUUUUACUGUCCGUAAACAACUUUUCUCCUAGAAUCUCGCUCUAAUUGAAACAUGACAAGAGGCCUUUUUUUUUGCAUUUUAGCUCUAUACAGUCGAUACUUUAGAAAGAACAUUUUUUCGAAUUUUUCGUUAAUAUUCGAGAUAACGAGGAAAAACUGUUUCUUUAGGUUAAAAAAGAUUAAAAAUUGUAUCAUUCUCGUUGGCAACCGUUUUUAUUAAUUUUUCGUGAUUAUUAAGUUUUUAUAUUAUUCUAAUAUAUUUUUAAAUAAUCGUCGCUGCCGCGAAAACGCACAUAUUAUUGAAAAAGCAAUAUUAUUAACCAAGCUCAGCUCAGAAUCGUGUUACGUUAGCAAUCGAUUAAUCGUAUAAUUCGAAUAAUUAAUUGAUUGCAUUGUUUGCAAUUAGAUUUUAAAUGAAUUAUAUAACGGUGAAUUCGGAUAAGGAAGGUAUGGGUUAUAUAAAGUUAAAAAAGAAUGUUUUGUAGUUUAUGGUUUGUUUUUGGUGGACGUUUAUUACAAGAAUAACAAUAAAAUAACAACAAUAAAGAAUACCAGAACAAUGAACAAUAAUAGUAGAAACCCGAUGAUUAAAAUGCGACCUGAGCCCGAGCGUGUCUCUGAUCACGGUUGCGGUGGCGGUGGCUUUGGGUCCUCUAACGCCUAAAACUGGUGGUACUCGGUAUGGUUGACACGACGGUUCGCGUACUCGGUUUACCGUGAUUGUUUUGUGACGUACUCACGCGUCGAACGUGGAACUGGAAUCGACGGCAACGAGCCGGCAUGGGGUCGCACACCGGUGCUCGGACGUUACAUGAUAUUAUACACAGCGUAUAAGGGGAUUGCAUUAUGGACCGAGAUGAGGAAAGAAAAAGGGCGGGCGAUUAAUACCCAUAUGCACACGUGUCAAUCGAUAUAAAUUAAAUUCCCUUCUUUAUCUUAUGCCUACCCAACUCCUGACCCACAAUAGCGGUCUGCCCGUGGUGCGAUGUUUAUCCGUCCGUUUUUGUUUUUGUUUUUUUAUCGAAAUACUCGUUCUUAUUUAAUUAUCUAUCUCGGAUCUAUAGACAAUCGACUCAAUGUGAUGUAACAACAGACAUGCCAGGUUUUUCGAGUUUCUCACAAUUUCUCAACUUAUAAUGGUCCAGAAAAACUUUUUCGAUAGAGUCCUAUUACGAUUCAUAAUCUGGAUUGAAAGUUACAGUCUGGGUUAAACAGAUUAUUACGUUUCUUUCAAUCUGGAUUGAUUUGGAUUUGGUGCUCAUCGUUGAGCAUAUUUCGAUACAAUAAGUGAACGCAAUUUUGAAACACUUAUGCCGUUUAGACCAGAAAAAGAAUAAUUCAAAUAAAAAUAGAGGGGAAAAAAUUACACAAGACAAUUAAUGUUAACAAUACUUAGGUCAUUUCUCCCCGAGACCAAAGAUUUAUUCACGCGACAAAUUGACCGAUAUACCAAUAUACCGAUGUAGAUUAAAUUCAAAUAUUUUUGUCAUAUUAAUAUUAAUUACCACGUGUAAUUCAUGGCGUAAACAAAUAACUCACGGGUUAAUCCGUGACUAAAUCAAUCAAACGGAUUGAAUUAACAACGUUUAUCACUCUUGAUGGUGACAUACGACCACUAAGCUUUAGAUUUACUCAUCAAAUAGAUUUAAUAUUUGUUAAUAAAAUGUAUCAGUGUUACCGGUCUCGAUGUGUUCGAUUUUCCAACGUCAAGCAGUUUUCUAUACAAGAAGCCAGUAUAAUAUGCAAAUCUACCAAUUCAGUGGCCUAAGUGGAUCGCAUAGAAAAAGGUGUGCGGCCGGUGUAAUUUAUCGUACCUUCCUAAAUAUGCGGAGAACGAAAAAAUCAAAAUGUAGGCUGGGAAAUUUAAACAGAUGUUGUUGUUGCUGUUUUUUUGUUUUAUGCGCAAAUAGUAAAAUUCAGUUAAGCGAAUCAUUCAGAGGUGAAAGCUUGUAUAUUUUAUCGAAAUCGACUGGAUCGGAAAAUCUAAAUCGAAUUUGAACGCUGCUCUGAAAUAUCGAAUGUUCAUAAUGCAUAUUAGUUUUGAACUAAUAUUGUAUUAUCGCAACGAUUAAGUGCGAUUUCAAUAUUCGACUUGUAAAACCAUCGCGAACCCCGAACGAAAAUAUAGUAUUCGGCAACCUUAUUUUUUUCGACUUUUCAUCAAAGGGUGACCUUUUUUAAUUUUAUUAUUUUUUUUUUUUUUUUAACUUUUUGUUUCCACUCUCUAAAACAGGGUAUUAAAAAAGUAGAACGACCGAAAAAAAGGGUCAUCGAAUUAUUGGUAACGAGGGUCAAAAAAAAAAAGAAAAAAAGAAGCUUCGCAGGGUUGUAAUAAUUAUUAUAGCUGUAAAAAAAUCGUCCAAACCCUGAAAAACCAAAUUCAUGGUGUUUUCAGUGCACGUAAAAUUUAACUACAUUUCGACGGAUUUGAAGACGUGUUAUCGGGUGUGUUUUUAUGUAGGAAAAAAUGUUCACAUCGUAUCAAUUAGAAUACAAAUGAGUAAAAAAAAAAAAAAAACCAGAAAACGAUUUUGAGUGGAGUUAAGGUUAAUAUGUCUUGAUAUACAUUAAAACAUCAUAUAUUUUACACGAAAAUCAAAAAUUUUUAAUCCAUACACAAAUCGUAAAAUAACACUAAAUAGAUCGUGAUUUUUACUAAAAUUAGAUCUCUCAACAUAUACAAAAAAAAAAAAAAUAAAAAAAUAACCAUUGAGCAGUUUAACUCCGAUUUUAGAGUAGAAUCUGUUCACUUUUUUUAUACUGGUAUUAUAUAAAAAUAAUCUUUGCAAAUAUAGUAUAUGAUACUAAUACAUCACGCCAACGGUAGGAGUGUGGGUCAAAUGUUGAAACCCCCAAAAGGAAUACUAAUGAUAUGCAUACACACAAUUUCAUUCCACUAUCCGUAGGGGUAAAGCUAAAAUAACACCAUAUUCCCGUAACAACAUGGUUAAGUUCAUAUUAAAAUUCAACGGUUAGAUUCCAGGCUACCUAACGUACAUUUUUAGGCUACCUAACUUUAUCAUUUCGAUCCUUCGACAAAACAAGUGUAACUCCCAGAUUUGAGCAUGUAUAGUUUAGAGAGAGUCCCUACACAAAUGUCCAAAAGUACCGGGGAAAAAAUAAAUAAUAUAUAAAUAGAAUAUAUUAUAUAUAGAAUACAGUACAGUGCAGUAGUUCCUAUUUUCGGGAAAAAUUCGACAAAAACCGCGAUUGUGUUUUUAAUUUAUUCUAGUGUCAUAAAAAUACUUAAUGAUGAGCCUUGUUUUAAAUUUUCGAGUAUAUUUUACGAAUAAAAAAAAAAAUUGAUUCAUUUUCAACCAAAUGAAACUGAAAAAACCUUAAUAAUUUUAAAUUGUUAACGCAAGAAUAUUUUUUAAAUUGUACGUUACGUCUGGAAAAGGCUAAUAUAAGUAUUCGGUGACAAUUAAAGAUUUCGAAAACUAUUUCAAACUAAAUUACACACACACACACACACACACACACACACACAAAAUCGAAAAUAACAAAACCAGUUACUGGGUAAAUACUGCCGUAUUCAAACGUGGUUUCUCGAUUUUUCUAUUUGUUGAGAAAGCUACAAGGGAAAUCAAAAAACGACCUUCUAAGUUUUUUUUUUUUUUUGCAUCAACCAGACUAAAUAAUUUACUAACAAAACUACCCCUCAAAGGUUUUGGUAGAACUAUUGUUUACAGACAGAAAAAAGAGCACAUAUUAUUAAAAUUAUUAUUAUUAUUAUUAUUAUUAUAUAAUAGUGAAACCAUAUUAUUCUUCUACUACGCUCAGAAUUUACAAAAAAAAAAAGAAAAAAAUUAACGACAAAGUAUAUUGUUGUAGAACCAAUUCGUUUCAGUAAUAACACGUAAAACUUUGUAAUUAAUUGAAUGUAAUUUUUUUCUCGGCCUACUGUUUAUUAUAAAGCUACCGACCAAAUAUUCAUCAACCAGUACCUACGAUUAACAAACGGUCAUGUAACGGUAUUAAUAAUUUAUUUUGCAUAUAUUAAAUACAAGCUGUGACGACAAAUUAUUGUAAAAUGAUAUUCAAUAUAUGUUAAUUUAUAGAUAGGUAUACGUGUAAUUGCUAACAAAUACAACGCACAGAUAUACUGUACUAAACUAGGUAUUUAUCAAAAAUCGAUACAUGAUAUGUACCUAUAACUAUUUUAAAACCUAAUGACACCAGGUAUUAACACAAAUAUCAUUUUAAUAUAGUUUUAAUGCAAUCUUAAAAACUUUGAAUAUUGAUACAUCAACAAAUUACCAUAAUUAUUACGUUAAAAUAACCAUAAAUAGUUAUUUAAAUAUGAUUUUUUUAUUAAAAAAAAAAAAAAAAAAACAUUCUUCUUCUUUUCCUUCACAUUUAUCCCAAUUAUUUGGGAUCGACCAUACUCAUCUUAAACUCACAUUUAACCCAACCUUUGUCCACAUUAUCGGUUAGGGUAGGUUAGUUCUCAUAUUAUUUUCAACUGCAUGCAUUGCAACCACUUCCUCUUAUUUUCUUUCAUCAUAUGUUUAUUUUCAUUACUAUUCUUACUGCUUUUGAUUCCUUUCUCUACAAGAUACACCAAACCAUCGACGUCUAUUUUCCCUCAUUUUUCCAUCAUCGAACCCACUCCUAUGAUUACUCUAAAGUACUCUUAUUCUGUCUUUCCUCGUUAUUCCACUUAUCUACCUAAGUGUUCUCAUUGUCACUACAUUCAUUCUUUGUUAUAUUUUUAUGCCUACUACCCAAUAUCCCAAAUUACACAACAUUUUCAGUAUAGUCAGUAUCACUACACUUUUGUAGAACUACUUUAAAUUAUCAUUUGAAUUAUCGUGUUCAUGAAACACCUGGGAGAGGUGUGGUAGAACACAUUUUUUUUUGUUAUUCUCCUAGUACCUUCCUCUGAGAAGAAGUUUAUUUAAUUUAAAAUUCAGUUUUAAACAAUUUAAAAUUUUUAUAUCAUUAAUUUUGUAUAGUUAUUUUUUAAUAAUUAAAAGUACUAUUUAUAUUUGUGCUAUAAUAAUGUUUUUAACACGGUCAUAUUUUAAUAAAAUAUUAAUUAAUUAACCAUUUUAGAUACCUAAUAUAGAUUAACCAUAUUAGAAUUGAUUUUAAAUAUUUAAAACUAAAUGUUCACUACACACACUUCACACGUUUUUUUAGCAAAAUAUUGUAUAAAAAAAAAAAAAAACCAUCUUAGUAAAACCAUUACAUUUUUCGCUACACACUGAAGAGUCUGAAAAUAUAACAUUGAUUUAAUUAGCUCAAUUAAUGUUAUUUUCUAAAUAUUUAAAAAUAAACUUAAAAUAACGUUAAUAUUAUAUUUAACUUUGCAAAAUGUUUGUUGGCUGGGAAAGUGCCAUUUGUUCACUAAUUGUAAAAUAUUAGAAGGACUUGGAUGUAUUUUGCGAUCGUAUUUUAAACUCGUAAUUGUCGAAUCGAAACCAACAUUUUGACUCGUUUUUUUCACUUUUUUUUUCUUCUUUUUUACUUGUAGUUCAUUUAAAUAUUUAAACUAACGAGAUGCUUUUAAUUACUGAAUGAUGAGACGUCGAAUCUGGACUAAAGAAACUUGCAACUUAUAAUGCAAAAAGAACUAUAUAUAGAUACAGAACUAAUAAUACUUGUCCGAAGAAAAUCCUCUUCGUCUCCCGCAUAAUGAAAAUACAAAUUAAACUUUUACUUUUUUAAACGUAUAACUGGAAUAAUUUAUUUAAUGUCGAACAGAAUAGAUUUUUUUUUUUUUGUUAGACUUAUUAUUAAAAUUAAAGUUGUACAAACAUAACGAAAUAUAACGCAUUCGAAAAUUACAUUAAGUAGUCUUUUUCGAUCGCGUUUAACUUUUUUAUUUCAGAUUAAAACGAUUGAAAUUUAAUGCAGCGUGCAAUAUAAUAACUACGCAUUAAAUAAAAUCGAUUAGUACUUGUAAGACUGCUAAUAUAACAUAAUAUAAUUAGAGUUAUUAAUAUAAUAUAAUUAAUAUAAUUAAAUAUGUAUAUGUAUUAGUGUGGUCCAAAAAAACGAAAUUUAAUAUGACUAACCUCCCAUUUUUUUAAAUUGAUAUGAAAAAAUGAUUUUGUGUAAAAUAUGGACUCAAUAAUUCUUCCCCUUCCCGUGCCGCUAUAGGGUUGAAAUAUGGCACAAAGAGGUUGAUUUUCAGUUCUUUUUCGAUUAUUUUUGAUAAUUUGAUUUUAGUUUCGGAUCUGUUUUGUUGUAUCUUGUUUAUAAAUAAAUAAAUACAAAUUUAUGUAUCCAAAAUAUUUCGAAAUAUUUGAAAAUUAUAUAAAUAAUUAAUACAAAUAAUUUAUUAAUAAAAAAAAAUUAAAAAUAACCCUCUUGUGUUCAACUCCAUUGAGGAACGGGGAGAGGAUGAGUUCUCGGGUCCACAUUUUCACAAAAUAAUUUUUCUAUAUCAAUUAAAUAAUGGGGGUGGGGCUUCUCAUUUUUAAUUUCUCAAGAAAAUGUCAAUUUUAUAUAGAUUUGGACCACCCUAUUUUGUAUAGGUACCUAAUUUGUUUUUCGCUCUAAAAUAUAAAAUUCGUUGUGUGUAAGAGUACUCGGGGUACCGUCACGAAAACAUAAUAAUAAUGUGUGUAAUGUGCUAAACACAUUGUGUAUUACAUAUGCAAUAUAAUGUGAACGUGUGCGCGUUCGAGCCAACAAUACGAACAUUGACAAUUUUCGAUAUUAACCCUCUAGAAUAAAUUCACCGAUUUACAUAUAUACAUUUUAUUAUAUUAUAUAGUAGCUGCACACACUUGACGGAAUCAAUACUUUCACGAAAGGAAUACUCGCAGAUUGCAAACACAGUUUUAUUAUAAUUUCGUCCAAACGGUAUAAACUGAAAAAAAAAAAAAAUAGAUACCUAAUAACCACAACAGAUUUCGUUCGGGGCAGAUAUUUUGCACACUUGGAAAUAAUAUUAUAUUUUAUAAUAGAUGUUGACGGGUAGGUAUACAGAGUGAUUAUUUUAUUACGAUCCGACGACUUUCUCGGAGGACUUUAAGUCACUUUUUUCUGUACAUUUUUUUUUCCGAUCAUUAUGCAUGGAUCGGUUAAGCUGCGUUCAAAAUAUGUUCUCUUACUAUCUAUUGUACCAUAAAUGUGAGUGUUAAUAUUUGGUUUCCCAACGAUAAACAUCUGUUUUCUAUGCAGAUUCGAAAAAAAUAAUAUUUUUCUAAAAAAUUUGAUAUAUUGAUAGGAUUUGCCGUUUAUGGAGUAUAAUAGUUUAGAAUUUUAGACCGGAGACCUAAGGGACGGUUAAAUAUUGACAACAAUAUAGUGGCGGUAAUGGAUCACAAUGAAGUAAUCGCCCCGUUGACGAGAUAUUCCAAUUAGUUUGGGUAGAGGGAGAGCAGUGGUGCUCUAUUAACAUGCCGUGCACCGCGCUACCCCAGAAAUGAUGCUUCACUACCAUCACAUUAUAUCUCUAAAACAAUUAACAUAUGCAUGGAAUAUCUCAUAACAGGUUGACAGAAAUCAAAAAUGUCAACACCAAAAUUUAUUUUGAACAAUACGCCAUCUAUUAAUGGGAUUUUUAGUAUAGUUUUCCAUACGAAAAUCAAAAGAAGGCAGUGGUCAGUUGACAUGUUUUUAGUCACCAAAAAUAAAGCCGACGAAAAAUAAUAUAAAUGUAUUUCUGAAAUAUUCUAUAAAACAAAUUACGAAAAAAAGGUUAUACUUUUCUGUAUACGUAAUUAUUUUAAAAUAAAGCGUAACUGUUAUAAUCUUUCCAAAACGUAUCCUACAGUCAAGUGUGGAUUAUGGUCAUAGUCUUAGGGAAGGGUGUGGUCUUUUGUAUUCUUGGCGGGGCAAUUUUAUCAAGAGCAUUUUUUUUUUUUUUUUUUUAAUGCAGUCAUCGUAUUAUACAGGUACGUACGUAUAUAUUAUAUAGUCAUAUUUGGAUAUAAGGUAUUUGUAGUUCUAAAAACUACAAAAAAGUACUUAGGAGGUAAAUUCAUAUCAAUUUCGAUAAAUUUUUCAAAUAAAGAGCAAGAAACCUUUUUUUUAAAAUUUGAAAUGGAAAAAAAUGGAGCAUUUUUUAUACUUAAUCGAAAGCGUGUUUUAAAAUAAAAAAACUACAAAUUAUUAUUAAGCUAAAAGUUUUUUCGCCACACUUAGAAUCUAAAAAAGAAAAAUCGAAAAAUACACGUAACACAGUAUCACAAUCUCUUUAGCCUUAUCCUCCACUUGAUCCAAAUGUCCGAUUUGUCCGAAACCAUCACAAAAAAUCAUUAUGAGAUUUAUGUAUAUUUCGUAUAACGACCAAUAAAUUAUUAAUGUACAAUUUUCGACAGGGGGAAAAAACAUGUUUUUCAUCGUAUUAUUUGUACGUAUGUGACUUUUUAACAAGCGCUUUAUUUAUUUUAAUUAGUCCUCGGAGUACCUACCUACCACCUACUGUUUGUUUCGUUUUGUCUUAAUUGACUGGUUUUACUGUCGCAGCAUCAGUAUCGUAGUAAUUAUGAAUACGUCAUUUUAAACGUCCCAUUAAUAUCUAAUCCGAAUCCGAGUUAGUAACAUUGCACGUAGUUAUCCGAGGAUUACAAUUAUAUCGUUACAAAGUGCUACGCGUUUUCAUCGGUCGGGGGCAUUAACCCCGCGCUGUUUGACAAAAUGUGAAAAAAAUGAACAAACAAAACAACACAGUUUAACCGUUGUGCGUUUCGAAUAAUAGAUAUUUAUUUAAAAAAAAAAAAAAAAAAAAUUCCGAUUGACGAAUGGUCAAAUCAUACAAUAUUUUAUUAUUUAUUUGCACACAAAACAAAACGAAUUUUAUUAGGCCAUUGCGAACACUCGGUAUAUAGGUUAUGUCCUCGUGACAAGUUAUUUUAGGCGUGUAUUAUAGUCCAGCGAAUUUUUCCAUUAUUUGAAAUCCUAUUAAAAUUCGUAUAAAAUAUUCAAAUCGUUCUUUUGAUCGCGUCGAUGAAAUUCGGUAUAUAUUGUACGAAUGUUAUACAUUUUGAAGCGUACAUAAUAUUAUGAUAAGUAAACCGUGCAUUUGAAAAACGACUCUGAUCAGUGCUUGUGUAGCUCACCACAUAUUAUUAUUAUUAUUUCGAUCGAAGAAAAGAAGAUUGCAUAGUGCACUUUUUUUUUUUUUUUUUUUUUAUAUAUUUCUGUUUUUCGGUAAUAUAUGUAGAUGGGAUUUAGUCUGUAUUAAAAAAAAAAGAAAUUUAUUUAAUAAAUAAUCUCAAUGAAGUUUGUUGAAUCGUCCGAAUUACUCAGCUGUAUUGGGAAUUAAUGACACAAUGUUAACAAGCCCAUGUAUACACUUUGAUUUUCUAUUGUACCUAAUUUAAAAUUAUAUCUUCUUCUCCCUAUCUUCGUCCCAAUUAUUCGGAUUCAGCCACCUUUAUCCUAAACGUCCACUCUCCCGCAUCGUCAAAAUAUUUUAUCGUAAUAAUUAAAUCUCAACAAUUAUUCAAUUUAUACACUUAUCUAUAUUGAGAUUUUUUUUUUUUUAUAAAGAAGCUGUUAAAUGUAAAUACAAAAUGCUUUAAUAUUAGAGAUAUUCAUACAAUGUAUAAAAUAUUUUAUAUUUUUGAAUACUUUUACAGAUUUUUUUUUUUUCUUUAAUGUGGGAAUUGAAUUUCGUAUAACUCCACUGGUAUGCGUAUUAUUUAAAAUAGUAUAAACACACUAUAGAGUCUUAAAGUUCACGGUUCAACAUUUUUGCUAGUUGAUUGAGCGAAAAAUGCAAAGUAAUGUAGUUAAAAUGUAUAUUAUACUUAAAACUCUAAAGGUUAAUCGUAUAUACUACUAUAUAUGAUAUAAUACAAAUACAAAUACGAACGGUAUACGGCAUACGCAAUUAGUAAAAGUAUAUUUAAAAAAAAAAAAAAAAAAUCAGACAUAAUGUUAUAACUUAUAAAUAAAGAGUGAAAUCGAUAUUACGAGUAUCACGAGUAUAUUUAGAUAUUUAUCGAUUUAUACCGUAAUAUGUGACGAUUUAUUUUUUUUCCAGAUUUGUUUAUGAUAAGGAGGAGGGGAGGGGUUAUUGAAAAUUAUAAUUCUUUAAUUUUAUUAAAUGAAACUGUAGUAGUUUCAACAUUACUCAGGAUCUAAUAGACCUAUAAUCAAAAUUAUUCACCAAAGACGAAAAGACGUUUUCAAAUAGGUAUUUCUCGAUAUGUCCCAUAUACAGCUGUGUAUUAAUAUGAACAAAUAAUAAAACGAUAAUUAUUUUAAAGUUUGAUUAUGCUCGAUUAGUAUACCUGGGAAAUAGAUAUCCGAAAAUACCCAUAGUAAAUGUUGUCGUCUUUAAUCCGGCGAAAUAACUUUUUCUUUUAGGUCUGUUAGAUACCGAAUACUAUAGCAAUAACGAAAUCACUUUUUCGACAUAUUGCCCGUUAGAAAAUCGGAGACGACAAAUGUAACCUUGAUCCCCCCUCCCGUCACAAAAUUUUUUAUACAACAUAAUUUUAUAAUUUUGUUAAUUUGUUAGUUAUUUUGAACUAUUCGUACAAUAAUAUCGACAUUUCUAAAUAUAUCUGGAAAACGUAUGCGAAUAUUAAAAAAAACCGAAAAUAAUAUUUAAUAAUAUUGUUCGGAUAAAAACUUUCAAAAGAGGAUUUAAUGAAAUUAUCAUCGGUAGAUUUUUUCCAGUGACAUAGUAUUUAGUAAAGUCGUAUAUUAAAUCGUUAUUCACUAUAACGGCUAUGUAUGAAAAAAAAAAAAUAACGAUAAUUUUUGACUUUAAUAUUAUUAAUUCCAUAAUCCGAUUUAUAUACUUGAAACAGAAAAGAUACCAGAAAGAAAUGUUUCAAGGACGAGUCGUAUCAUAUAGCCAAUGUAUUUUUUUUUUUAUACUUUCCUAGUGUAGAACGAAAUAUCAUCUCUACAGUGAAGAAAUUAUAUCACAAAACUAUUAUCUUUUUGUAUGGUAAAUUUGAUUUAGACGGUUUAUACGAGUUUCUAAGUAUCGCGCGGGAGAAGUUUCCACGGCUAUUCCCGUCUGUUAUAUGCAAACGAUUGAAAAUGUCUAAAGCAAUUGAUAUUGUGUUUGCACCAGUUCGUAAACGUUGAUGAUAAUGUGAAAUGUUACGUUAUAGCAAGCGGACAUUUUUGUGCAUACAGAUAUUUGAAUUUACGAGCCAAACUUUGGACUUUGUAUACAUCGAAUUCCGAUCCUACAUUAUAAUAUGUACGUGUUAAUACGACCGACGGCGUUCACUCUAUUGUAAACUCGGGAAAUUACUGUUAUCCGGACGAAUCAACGAAAAGCGAAUGGUUAUAAUAUUUCGUGUUAGUAUCAUUGCUGAUAACGAUUGACAUAUGACAACCUUAACACCGACGUGCUUUUUAAAUGUCGUUUCGGAAAUAAAUAUUUUCGGAAAACGCAACGGCUGUGUAAAGUAUAUUAUAUAUUAAUAUAAACGGACAAUUGAAUAUCACUGCUGCAGAUGGCCGCUGAAAUAUUGUGAAUAUAUUCAAGUGAGGGGAAAAAAACGAGGGGUAAAAAAUGCGAACGAGCGUUUAAAUUUAACUUUUGAGCGUCGGCCGUCAACAUAAUACCGUGCGACAACGAUCGCGAAAAAACGAGACGAGUGGCCGCAACACUAUUCGUUGUCGUGUUUCAUUUUUUUUAGUUUUCAUUUUCUCUUUCAAUAGAAUAUAAUACCUACAUUUAUUUUUUGUUGUAUUAAACCGUGUCCAGCCGUAUCGCGAAGGCGGCAGAUCGUAACAUUAUUUCGGGAGGGGCUAUUCAAAGACUGCCGGCACCCACGUGAUUUAAUAGCUGACAAAAACAGGAAGCCGCCACACGUACGCACGCGUACUACAACCCUACCGCUCCCGAUAUACUUAACGCUUAGAGUGGUCCCCUAAAAACAGAACCAUAAUGCGAGAUUAAAAAACCAUUAAGUCUAAAGUAAUUAAGGUGAAAACUAUUAAAAUAGUAAACAUUUUUUUUUUUCUUAUACGCCAACUCGUUUUCAAUGUUCGUACUGAAUUUACCUUUCGCGUGUGACGAAGAGGGUACGAGUAUAAUUUUAAUUUUACUGCAAGAUAUGAUUUUACGUUUUCUCUCAGAAAACAAUUUUUCAUGAUACUUCAAGAGAUGCGAAUUUCUGCUUUAUUUUAUUUGAAACGUUUUUUAAAAUGUCUAUUGAUAAACCUUUUCUUUUUUUUGGUCUUCUAUAAUUUCUACAAAAUAAAUAUUUUCGAUGUAAUGGUGAUCAAUACAUCGUGCUCAGAAUUGUUUUUUUUUUUUUUGUAUAAUAAUUUAUAGUUGGUUUCGUUGUUACAUAAAUUAAAUUUCAUAAUGUGUUAUUUUUACGUUCCCGGAUUCUCGACUUCCCUCCUACAAUAGUGGUCUAUCAACCACGCGAAGUAUAUAUCGGUCAUAUGUUUGUACACAAUAUAAUAAUAUUAUAAUUUGAAUCAAAAAUUAAUAUUUCAAACUCUAAUGUUGUCUAUAUUAUAGUCAUUGAUGAUUUUGGUAUAAUUAAUUUCUAACAGAACAAAUUAAAUGUUAUCAGUUCAAUAACCUUAUCAAUAACCUUUAAUCGUGCUACAUUGACGUUCCCAACUUACUAUAAUUAAACGAAAAUUAUUCAAAAUUUAAUCGAUAUAAUUGUAUUCAUGCGAUUCGUAUUUUUGAUUGGCGAUAUUUUUUUUUGAUUAUUUGUCUUAUUAUUGACUAUGCGGGGCCAUGAAGUUAGACAGUUUUUCAGACAACCUCUAAAAAAAAAAAAAAAACGUCAGUUUUACAAAACGUCUAUUCAACUACAGUCGAUAAUAAAAACACGUUUACGAUGAGUAUACAUAUUAUUAUAUUUAAUUUAGUCGCAACGGCAUUUGGAGUCACGGUCUUUCCUGAUUCUCGAUCUUCUAGUAUAAUAUUUAGUAAGUAUCUAUCAAAAUGUUACAGCACGCGGAGCUUAAGUGCACUGCGAGAAACAAAUAGUGCAAUUUAAUCUUGUUUUUAGUAUACACGAUGUUUUUGAAAAGAAUUUAACUCCGCGUUUUUAUAUUAUCAGUGUAUAUUAUACAUGGACACUGGAGGUACAUUACAGGUAGGUAUAAGUGAUAUAAGCGUAUUAUAGGUAUGAAAAUAUCGAUGAUAUUAUAGUACAUAAUUAUUUCUUGCAGACUGCCGAUUUUAAAUAUAUUGAGAUUUUCAAUUUUAUCCUCGAAAACACGAAACCACGUAUUUUCAAAUAAAUAUUACAUAAUGUAAACAAUACUCUCGAUAGUGUUAUACUAGUAACAAAAACAAAAAAUAUUGAAAUGUUCACGUUAUCUCAUUUGCUUAUAAUUGUAAUAAUAAAGUACAAAACAAAUUACGAAAUUACAAACAAAUAAUUACGGUUAAGAAAAAAAAAAGUGAUAAUUUUAAUUACAACACUAUUAAAUUAUUACGAAAAUUUCUUCGUCUGUAUGUGCCAUAUAGAUUUCGUUGUUUCAACAAUAGUGUCCGUUGAUUUUUGUGCAAUUCAGUUACCUAUAUUUUUAAAUAUUAUGUUUAAGAUUGGUAAACGUGAUCCCGGUUUUCGAUCGACAUCGGAUGAUGUCCAGAAUUUCGAAAUACUUCGAAAUCAAUGUUUAAAGAAGGGAGUACUUUUUGAAGAUCCAGCUUUCAAAACAGUUAAUUCUUUGGCAUACGGUAGCAAAACACCGAAGAAUAGGUUGGAAUGGCGAAGACCAGGCGUGAGUGUAGUUUAUCGAUUUAAUUUAAUACAUAAAUAAAAACGUGUUGUAUAUUAAAUCCGAGUCUUAUUUUCAGGAACUCACAAAAAAUCCUAAGUUUUUUAUAGAUGGAGUGUCACGAUUCGACAUCAACCAAGGAGAUUUGGGUAAAUCAAUGGAAAAUUACCUAUUAUUUUUGAAUUAAUGAUACUAUUUAAUAAUUACGCACGAAGUAGAUUAUAGUUAACAAUAAAUACAAUUUAAUAUUAUUUUCAAUUCAUAUAGGUGACUGUUGGUUAUUAGCUGUUAUGGAUACUUUAACUAUGAACGAAAAACUUUUUUAUCACGUAGUCCCUAACAAUCAAGGAUUCGAUGAAAAAUACGCUGGUAUAUUUCACUUUAGGUAAACGGAUUUUUCAUUUUUGUUUUAAAAAAAUGAAAUUUUUUUUCGGUUCCGAGCGGAACGAGGAGAUUAUUAGUUUUACUACAACGUGUGUUAAUUUUUUAUUCUACCUGUUAACAACCAAACAAUCUGUUUCACCAAAAAUCUUGCUUCAAUCAGAAAACUACAAGACAAUUUUAUUAGUAACAUUUUAGACUUAAAUGAUGCAUUGAGCAAGUCAUUUUUUGUUUUUCCAAGCAGUUUUAAAUCAGGCACGUAGCCAGAAUUUUUCGUUUUUUUUUUGGGCGGGUAGGGGGGUUUCAAGCAUACAAUUGAUCACCGAAUAUCAAUAAUUUUACCAAUAAUCAGAUAUAUUUGAAAGUAAUCUUAAAUUUCAGGGGAGGGGGUUCAGACACAAUGAACCCUCUGGCUACGUGCCUGGUUUUUAUAAUAAUCGGAAUAAGCGUAUAGGAAAAGCUGACACUUUUCAUUUUUUCAUAGUUCACUUAUAUUAUCCAUUUUUAUACAUGAUACAGUUUUUAAAAUAUUUUGAUUUUUUUUAAAAAUUAUUUAUAGAUAUUUAACAUUUUUACAUUUUUUAUUUGGUUUUAUGUGGAUACAAAAGUUUUGGCCGAGCAGAAAUGUUUGAAAAUUUCAUUCGAGGUUCAUAAGUUGAAUUUGAUGGUAGUAAAAUAAAGUUGAGCGUCAUGAAGUCAUUAUUUUAUAUGCAAUUUAUGAUUAAAUUUUGACAAAGACGUAUAAUACGUCAUUUUAAAACAUGAUUAACCGAAAUUCGCUUAGAAUCGUAUUUUGAUAUCAAUGAUUUAUCUACAGAUAUAAAUUAAAUAAAUGCACGUAUUCUUUCUUCUCAAUUUCCCAUCUAUAACAGUGGCAUACCCAUCAGCAUUAUUAGCUUUUGUUUUCAAAUGUUUCAGAUUUUGGUAUUGCGGCAAAUGGGUAAACGUUUUUAUAGACGAUCGUUUGCCAACUAAUAAAAAAAACGAAUUAAUAUAUAUUAAAUCAUCAACUAAAAAUGAGUUUUGGAGUGCUCUUUUAGAGAAAGCCUAUGCCAAGUAAGCAUACUGUAUUUAUUGUACUGUAUGUAUUUAUUUAUUUCAUUAAACUUUAACUUAUUUCAUUAGUCUUGGUAAGUAUAUACUCAAUAAUACACGUAAUAUAAUUUAUUGUCGACCAAUAUAAUUAAUGACUAAUUAAUGAGUAAAUUAUUACCAUUAGUACCAUUAUCUUUGAUGUCAUAUUUAAUGAUAUUUAAUAUUUUACUAUUUACACAGUGAUUUAUUUAAUCUAAACCACUUAUUAUUUCGCAAAAUAUUGAUUUUUUUUAAAAACAAGUAGCUUUAAAAUGUUAUUUUAUCUGUCUCACAUUUACUACGCUACCAUUAUUUUUUUAUCAUCUUUUUUUUUUGGAAGUGAAAUGACUAACUAAUUUUGAUUUUCAAAUAGCCAACUAUAUUAAAAAUUCCAUAAAUAGAUGGAGUACUAUAUAAAUAAAAAAAUAAAUACAUUUUCGUCUAGAGUUUGUUGAUUUUCGUCAACCUGUUGAUGAGAUAUUUCACACUUAUGUUUGUUGUUUUAGUGGUAGAAAGUAAAGGAAGUGAAGCAAAAUGUCCGUGGUUGCGCAAUUUACGGUAUUUUAAUAACGUUCCACUAAUCUCCUUCUACCAAAAAUUUAAAAGUCGACGGUCGACAGAAAAAGGUUGACGGGAAUCAAAAACCAUUUAAACUCAAAAAAUUCAUUUUAAGUAAUGCACCACUUAUUUAUGAAAUUUUAAAUAUAGGUUGCUGUUUGAAAAUCAAAGAAUAUACCUAGUCGUUUCACCACCAAUGGUGACAAAAAUAAUGACAAUGUGACAUUUUAGAGCAGUUUAUUUUUUUUUUAAUUUAUCAAAAAAAAAAAAUAUGUUAAAAUAAAUUAAAAAAUUGUAAUAUAACGAGUGUUUUCCGUAAAAUAUGUAUUCUGUAGAUUAAAUAAAUAUGUUUUAUAUAUAUAUAUAUAUAUUUUUUUUUUUUUGUAUCGUUCGCUAGAUUCAAAGGAUCAUACGAAGCGUUAGACGGAGGCUUCAUUCAUCUGGCUAUGAUGGACUUCACUGGUGGUGUACCAGAAAUGUUCGAGUUAAAUGUCCCACCACACGAUUUGUUUGAGAGAAUGCUUAAAGCUUUUCAGCAAAAAUCUCUGUUAUGUGGUGCAAUUUCUAAGGUAAUAUUAAAAAACAAAGCAAUUCGAAAUUAGAUAAUUAAUUAAAACUAAUACUCGUGUUAUUUAAACUACGAGGAAGUUCUUAAUAAAUGAUUCUGCAAAAGUAAUAUUUAUGUUUACUUCCCUGAAGUCUGAAAAUUUGUUUGUAUUAUAUUAAUCGGACAGUCUUAUAAUAAUAGUUAUAUCUAUACAUAAUUUUUAUUCGUAAAACGUAAAUUUUCAAAUGCAAAAUUUAUUAUAUUUAAAGGCUGAUUCAACCACUGAGGAAAAUAAAAACAAACAAGGCUUAAUUUGCAAACAUGCAUAUAGUAUUACCAGUGUAAUAUGCGUCAACAAACGUAUAUCUACAAACACUACUUCUAAAAUAUCUCUGAUUAGAAUUCGAAAUCCAUGGGGUGAUCAAACAGAAUGGAAUGGACCAUGGAGCGACAAGUAAGCAUACACAUUUUUUAUAUUAUACUAGCAUGUCCCGUAUGUUACUGCCCGUCAGUAUUGAACGAAAAAGAAAUUAAAACAAUAAAAACGUGUUUUCAUGUAACUCCCUGUUUUCAUCACCUAUCACUGCUGUUAAACAUUUUUGUCCGUAAAUUUGAAAAAAAAAUUAAUCUUCUUUUAUUUUAUUUUUAUCUUUUAGGAGUUGAAUUCAGCGAUAGUGCCUCGAGUCCCCUUCUUUGUGGCUAUGCCGCGAGGUAUAGCAUAGACCCCCUCCCUGCUCCUAGUCUUAAGGAAUACGUGUGUAGAAUUUAGUGUUGAUUGUUUGAGUAGUUUUCAAGUCUAUAUAUAGAUUAUUCACGAACAAACAAAGAUUUAAUUUUAUAGUUAUACCUUAAAGGCAUAUGUAUGCCUCAUAUAUAUAUAUUAUGAGUGAAUAAUUAUUAUUUAUUAUUUAACAGAUCUUCUGAAUGGGCAUUAAUAUCAGAUUCGGAAAAGAAGUCAUUAGGUUUGAAAACUGAUGCUGAUGGUGAGUUUUGGAUGUGGUACAAUGACUUUGUCAAAUACUUCUCUCGUUUGUGUAUUUGCCAUUUGGAUUUGAACGGUUUGAACAACGAACAACUCGGUGACGAGUCUAAUACGGGACGGAAAAUUUAUGCGUUUGAAGGUGAAUGGGUUCGAGGUACAACCGCUGGAGGAUCUCGUGAAUUUUUAAGUACACGUUUGGAAUUUUGUGUUGUCCGCAUAAUAAACUCUAAUAAAUAUAAUUAUUCAAUAUUUAGCUACGUUUGCCAAUAACCCACAGUACUAUUUUAAAUUAGAAGAUGCCGACGACGAUGAUGACGAACACAAAUGUUCCGUUAUUAUAGAUUUAACGCAAAAGAAUUCACGUACUCAGCAGAAGACUAAAGACUUAUUAAUUGGAUUUUCUGUGUAUCAGGUAACUUAGACAAAAUAAACAUUUAGUAUUAUAUUGUUUGUGUAAAGUAUUAAAUUAUAUAUUUAUAUUAUAUUAUAUUCUAAUACUUAGGUUAUCAACACAGACUCUUCGCAAAAACGAUUGGACACUAAUUUUUUUAAGAAUACAGCCCCUAUGGUGACAGAAAGUGGAAAAAGACAAAAUAUAUCUAGAAGAUUACGUUUAUUUCCUGGGACAUAUUGUAUUGUGCCGGCAACGUCCAAUCCGAAUGAACAGGGUGAAUUUUUACUCAGGGUCUUCUCAGAACAUAAAAAAAGCGUGAUGUAAGAGAUAAGUUAUACCAUAUUUGCAAUAAUAAGAUAUUUUUAAUAUUUAUUAAUGUUUAAAUGGCGUAUGAUUUAUUUUAGAGAAGACAGUCUGUCUAAGAAAAUUGACGAAAAUGUAGGAUUGGAUACAGUUGAUGUAAAGGUAAAACUAAUAUAAUUUAGUAUAUUAUAAUAAUUAAUUAUAAUUCAAUGGGUUGCAUUUGUUUUAGCUUAAAGGACAAAAUGCCGAGUUGAACAAAAUUGAUGAUGCUAGGCGAAAAAACAAAGGUUCCUUCUUUGCUGGUUUGGUAAAAUGCAUAAGUAAAUAGUAAAAAAUGUAUAUUUUCAUACAUAACAUCAAUCAAAAAUUGAAUCAUCUCCUUUUGGUUGAACUUUGUUCAAACAAUCAUAUGCCGCAACCUGCAGAGACCAGAACGAUUCUCUAUAUAAAAUUAGAUGUCAAUCGGAUUCGAGAUUUCCUCCAUCAAAGGAAUACAUAACAAAUUACGUUUUUGUUAUACAUACUCUUGAAUUAAAUUUAGGAAUUUUAAUAAAACUCAUAAAAAAUGGCAAUUGUAUUAUUGUAGUUCGUAAUGAACAUUAAAAAUGAAUGUGUCAUUUUUCGAGAUAUUCGUUUUUCGGGGAUAUCCUUGCCCUUUACGAAAUAAUUUGACGGUCUAUAAUAAAUAUUUAUCUAUAUUUACUAUUUAGCUGUUUAUCAAUCGUCGGUCGUUCUUAUUAUUAUUAUAUUUUUUUUUUUUUAUCGAUUAUUCUGAUGGACAAUUAAUCGGAACAGAGAAUGAUCACGAGUUAUUUUUCUAUUGAUCCUACGGUACUACAAACUAUAACGGUAAAAAAAUAAACAAAGGAAAACCAACAGAAAAAAGACAGACAGACAGACAGACAGAUUAUAUAUAAAUUUCGAUACGUGAAAUUGACAAGGUGUUGCAUUGUGCGUUGUGUCAAUUACCAAUGACACUAAUACCGAAUGACAGUAAAGGUAUCCCGUAUCUGUUAUUUAAUAUUUCUGGUUACUAAUGCAAUAUACUAAUGGGCAAUGAGAGUUAUUAAAAUGUCCAUGGUUUUAUAUCUACUUACAGAAUAUUAAUUCCGAUUCAUCGAUUGAUCGAAAUAAUCGAUCAGCCUUAAGUAUACUUUUACUAUAAUAUCUGUCACUGAAACAAUAUUUGCC
This is a messenger RNA of Cinara cedri, 37422 nucleotides long. The record is from the annotation of a GenBank genome assembly. NCBI's taxonomy places the organism in Eukaryota, Metazoa, Arthropoda, Insecta, Hemiptera, Aphididae.